CUGCAGGGAAUACAUUCUAAGACCCUCCAGUGGAUGCCUGAAACCACAGACAGUAUGGAACCUUAUAUAUACUAUGUUUUUUCCUACAUAUACAUACCUACGGUAAAGUUUAAUUUAUAAAUUAAGGCAUAGUAAGAGAUUAAGAACAAUAACUAAUAAUAAAGUAGAACUAUAACACUAUACUGUAAUAAGUUAUGUGGAUAUCGUCUGUCUCUCUCGGAAUGUCUCAUACUAUACUCACUUUCUUCUUUCUGUGAGGAUGUGAGAUAAUGAAAUGCCUACGUGAUGAAACAAAGUGAAGGAAAUGACAUAGGCAGUUGAUGUAGCCUCAGGCUACCAUCGAUCUCCUGACUGUACAUCAGAAGGAAGAUCAUCUGCUUCUGAACUACCUCUGACUAUGGGCAACCGAAACCAUGGAAAGCGAAACUGUGGAGAAGCAGGCUGUUCCGGGAUGCCUGAGAAGACACGUGUACCAGACCACAAGCAUCAAUAAAAACCCCAGGCCCCUAGCAAAGACUUCCUGUACUCCGACUGUACCUGCUCUCUCUCUCUAUUCCUUCAAUAAACUCUGCUUUCACCUCCUGAUGGUUCAAGUUUGAUUUCCAUCCUUUGUGAAGCCAAGGGCCAUCUUGGCUGGUCCUGUGUGACUCCCUCUGGGUCCUUCGACCCAGCCUGCCUGCAUCAUCUUGGCGACCACAAAGGGACCCUCAGAAGAACAGCAGUAGCGUCAGAUUUAGUCUGCAAAGCACAAUUUGGCUUUCAGGAACCGUACCUCUUUGGGGAAGCGGCAGCUGAGGGGACGUCGGCGCUCUCCAUGGCCAACGAAAAGCCCAAGCAAGAAGUCACGACUAAGAACAAUGAUCAUAUUAAUUUGAAGGUGGCAGGGCAGGAUGGUUCUGUGGUGUACUUUAAGAUUAAGAGGCAUACGCUACUCAGUAAACUGAUGAAAGCCUACUGUGAACGGCAGGGUUUGCCAAUGAGGCAGGUCAGGUUCCGAUUCGAUGGACACCCGAUCAAGGAAACGGACACACCUGCACAGCUGGAAAUGGAGGACGAAGACACAAUUGAUGUGUUCCAGCAGCAGACAGGAGGUGGCUACUAAGCAGGGAUCCCGCCACUUUACUCUAGAACUCGGUUCCUCCAGACCAAGAAGAUAGGCUCAAUUAGAAAACCACAAUUCGGUUCUACCACAUCAUGACUACUACAGUACAGCUUUCUCUGUUCCUUCAUUUUCCCUUCCCCGUUCCUUUAUUGUGCAUAGAGCAACUGUGUAUGUGCACAACCACACUGCAUUUGUUUUUAAAUAAAUGGUCAAUGGUAUGUUUUGACUGACAUCAAGUGGGGAAAAAUACUGGUUCCGUGAAAAUAUCCCUUUUCUCCAUUAGUAGCAUGCUCCUUCAGCUCUUAUCUUUAUAUUCGAGUAAGUUGUUUUGCUCUCGUGGUUUAACAAAAAAAGAACAACAUAAAAAUCUUUGCCCACGAUCGUGCGAUCGAAGAAUUUUAAUGCCCUUUGUAAUUGUGAAAGCAGUGAUAAUUUUAUAACUUUUUUGUAUGUAGGUAUUACAUGUAGGGCAAUCUGUCCCUAAGUAGGGAUAAACUACUCUAAAAGAAAUGGAUCCCAGGGGCGCCUAGGUGGCUCAGUGGGUUGAGCUUCCGACUUCGGCUCAGGGCAUGAUCUCACGGUCCGUGAGUUCAAGCCCCACAUCGGGCUCUUUGCUGACAGCUCGGAGCCUGGAGCCUGUUUCGGGUUCUGUGUCUCCCUCUCUCUGACCCUCCCCUGUUCAUGCCCUGUCUCUCUGUGUCUCAAAAAUAAACACUAAAAAAAUUUUUUUUAAAGAAAUGGAUCCUAGAUAGUUUUCCCUUCAAGUCAAGGCAUCUUGUUGUUUAAAUAAACUUCUUGUUUAAAAUGAAAAAAAAAAAAAGAAUUAAGCAAAUACAUGACUCCACCCACUUUGGUGGAGACACUAUGGAAAAUCUAUUGCAUCAAGUAUUCAGAGGAAAGAAUCUAACCAAGACUAUAAGAAAAGUUACCAGAGAAUGUGAGAUUUGUGUCAAAAAUGACCCAAGGUCCAAUCCUAUGCCUUUCCUCUUGAUUAAGCCAUUUGAACAUACAAACACUUACCCUGGGGAAGACUGGCAAAUUGACUUCACUCAAAUGCCACCCUAUCUGGGAUAUAAGUAUCUGUUGGUUUAUGUGAGUACAUUUACAGGGUGGGUAGAGGCCUUCCCUGUAGGAUAGAAAGAGCUUUAGAGGUUUCUAAGACCUUUUUGAAGAGGUGUCUGCGUGGCUCAGUCGGUUAAGUGACUUCAGUUCGGGUCGUGAUCUCAUAGUUCGUGAGUUUGAGCCCUGCAUCGGGCUCUCUGCUGUCAGCACAGAGCCUGCUUCAGAUCCUCUGCCUCCCUCUCUCUGCCCCUCCCCAGCUUGCGCUCUCUCUCUCUCUCAAAACUAAACAAAUAUUAAAAAAAAAAAAAAGACCUCAUUAAAGGAAGUCAUACCUAGGUUCGGACUUCUCCAGAAUCUGCAAAGUGAUAAUGGCCCCUCUUUCGCUGCUAAAAUAACACAACAAUUAUCAGUGACUCUAGGGAUCUGCUAUCAACUCCACGCCUCACGUAGGCCUCAAUCCUCAGGAAAAAUGGACAAAACGAACCAUAUCCUUAAACGAACUCAGGCAAAACUCUGUCAACGAACUCGUGAAACAUGGUAACAGAUGUUACUGAUGCUUUGCUAAGUGGUUCCAAGGAGGAGUCUUAAAUUGGGCCCCUUUAAAUUAAAAUAUGGAAGACCUUUUCUCACUGCAGCUCUAUGGUUUGCUGAGGAAACCAACCAAAUUUUAAAAUAUAUUAGUAGUCUGGGUAAAGUACUAGUCUCUCCAAAAGCAUGGAAAUAAAAUACUUCCAUAUCCCACUGAAGACAAGCAAUCUGUGCCAAUACUAGCAGGAAGGUACCAUUCAAAACAAGGAAAAGGGGGUCAACUGAAGAUCAGCUCGAACCACGGUGGGAAGGGCCCUGUCAAGUUUGACUCAGCACCCCCACAGCAGUAGAGUCAAACUAUCUCCAGCUGGGUUCACUUGUCCAGAA
This is a messenger RNA of Panthera uncia (snow leopard), 3079 nucleotides long. Its product is annotated as small ubiquitin-related modifier 2-like. Gene Ontology annotation, molecular function: protein tag activity; ubiquitin-like protein ligase binding. The record is from RefSeq and is a predicted model, not a curated record. Gene Ontology annotation, biological process: protein sumoylation. The transcript is spliced from 3 exons. The coding region runs from base 815 to 1102 and encodes 95 amino acids. Gene Ontology annotation, cellular component: nucleus. NCBI's taxonomy places the organism in Eukaryota, Metazoa, Chordata, Mammalia, Carnivora, Felidae.